CCCAGCCUGUCCCGGGGAGGGGAAGGGGGCGGGCAGCGUAGGGGGUGUGACAGCUCCCGCCCGGACCAGUGCCAGCUGCAGCCUCGCUUCGGCGCCCGGUGCCAGCUGGCUCAUUCGUCUGGGACGGAGGUGGAGGCUUGGGGCUCCUUGCCGCUGGGGGGGGACUCCCCCCUACGCCCCCUGCCCUCAACCCACCCAAAAGGAGCCUCUACACCCAGCCGGUCGCCCUGGCAGCCAGUCCAGCUAGGAAUUAGCCCUGUUCCGCUUCGUCUGGGGCUUACAGCCCACACCCCUCCAGGAGGAGUAGGGGUCUCGAUGAGGGUCUCCCCCUCCCCAACCUUUUGCUAGAGCCUGCAGGGCUGUGCAAGCUUGAGAAGGACCAUGAAGGUGGGCUGGCCAGGUGAGAGCCGCUGGCAGGUGGGCCUGGCUGUGGAGGACAGCCCAGCUCUCGGAGCAUCGCAGGUGAGAGGCCUCCCGGACGUGGUGCCGGAGGGGACCCUGCUCAACAUGGUACUGAAGAGGAUGCACCGGCCCCGGAGCUGUUCUUACCAGCUGCUGCUUGAGCACCAGCGCCCCAGCUGCAUCCAGGGGCUCCGCUGGACGCCACUCACGGACAGUGAGGAGUCCCUGGAUUUCAGCGUGAGCCUGGAGCAGGCCUCCACGGAGCGGGUGCUCCGGGCCGGGAAGCAGCUGCAUCGACACCUCCUGGCCACCUGCCCGACCCUUAUCCGAGACCGGAAGUACCACCUUAGGCUCUAUCGGCAGUGCUGCUCUGGCCGGGAGCUGGUGGAUGGGAUCUUGGCACUGAGCCUUGGAGUUCAUUCCCGAAACCAAGCCGUUGGAAUCUGCCAGGUGCUCCUGGAUGAAGGUGCCCUUUGCCAUGUGAAACACGACUGGACCUUCCAGGACCGAGAUACCCAAUUCUACCGUUUCCCCGGGCCAGAGCCAGAGCCCGUGGGAGUCCAUGAGCUGGAGGAGGAACUGGUGGAGGCUAUGGCCCUGCUCUCCCAGCGGGGGCCUGAUGCCCUGCUCACUGUGGCGCUUCGAAAGCCCCCAGGUCAGCGCACAGACGAGGAGCUGGACCUCAUCUUUGAGGAGCUGCUGCAUAUCAAGGCCGUGGCCCACCUCUCCAACUCGGUGAAGCGGGAAUUAGCAGCAGUUCUGCUCUUUGAACCCCACAGCAGAGCAGGGACCGUGUUGUUCAGCCAGGGAGACAAGGGCACCUCGUGGUACAUUAUCUGGAAGGGAUCUGUCAACGUGGUGACCCAUGGCAAAGUGAGUUCUUCCUGUCUCCCCAGCCCCUGGGUUGUACCGGCUUCCCUGGUCCAAGUCCUCCCAGGAAGUACCUUCAAUGGACCCAAGGGGCUGGUGACCACACUGCAUGAGGGAGAUGACUUUGGACAGCUGGCUCUGGUGAAUGACGCACCCCGGGCAGCCACCAUCAUCCUGCGAGAAGAUAACUGUCAUUUUCUCCGUGUGGAUAAGCAGGACUUCAACCGUAUCAUCAAGGAUGUGGAAGCAAAGACCAUGAGGCUAGAAGAGCAUGGCAAAGUGGUGUUGGUGCUGGAGAGAGCCUCCCAGGGCGCUGGCCCUUCUCGCCCCCCAACCCCAGGCAGGAACCGGUAUACAGUGAUGUCUGGCACCCCAGAGAAGAUCCUAGAACUGCUCUUGGAGGCCAUGCGGCCUGAUUCCAGUGCUCAUGACCCAACAGAGACAUUUCUCAGCGACUUCCUCCUGACCCACAGUGUCUUCAUGCCCAGCGCCCAGCUUUGUGCUGCCCUCCUGCACCACUUCCACGCGGAGCCCUCAGGAGGCAGUGAGCAGGAGCACAGCACCUACGUCUGCAACAAAAGGCAGCAGGUCCUGCGGCUGGUCAGCCAGUGGGUGGCCCUGUAUGGUCCCAUGCUCUACGCUGACCCCGUGGCCACCAGCUUUCUCCAGAAACUCUCAGACCUGGUGAGCAGAGACGCCCGGCUUUGCAUCCUGCUACGGGAGCAGUGGCCGGAGAGGCGGAAACACCACAGGAUGGAAAACGGCUGUGGGAAUGCAUCUCCUCAGAUGAAGGCCAGGAACAUGCCUGUUUGGCUCCCCGGCCAGGACCAGCCCCUCCCCAGCAGCAACUGUGCCAUUCGAGUUGGGGACAAAGUCCCCUAUGACAUUUACCGGCCGGACCACUCAGUGCUGACCCUGAGGCUGCCUGUGACGGCCUCAGUGAGAGAGGUGAUGGCAGCGUUGGCCCAGGAGGAUGGCUGGACCAAGGGGCAGGAGCUGGUGAAGGUCAACUCUGCAGGCGACGCCAUUGGCCUGCCGCCAGAUGCCCGUGGUGUGGCCACAUCACUGGGGCUCAACGAACGGCUCUUUGUUGUCAACCCACAGGAAGUGCGCGAGCUGACCCCGCUCCCCGAGCAGCUGGGGCCCUCCGUGGGCUCUGCUGAGGGGCUGGACCUGGUGAGUGCCAAGGACCUGGCGGGCCAGCUGACGGACCACGACUGGAACCUCUUCAACAGUAUCCACCAGGUGGAGCUGAUCCACUAUGUGCUGGGCCCCCAGCAUCUGCGGGACGUCACCACCGCCAACCUGGAGCGUUUCAUGCGCCGCUUCAACGAGCUCCAGUACUGGGUGGCCACAGAGCUGUGUCUCUGCCCUGUACCCGGCCUGCGGGCCCAGCUGCUCAGGAAGUUCAUCAAGCUGGCUGCCCACCUCAAGGAGCAAAAGAAUCUCAACUCUUUCUUUGCCGUCAUGUUUGGCCUCAGCAACUCGGCCAUCAGCCGCCUGGCCCACACCUGGGAGCGGCUGCCCCACAAAGUCCGGAAGCUGUACUCGGCCCUGGAGAGGCUGUUGGACCCCUCAUGGAACCACCGAGUCUAUCGACUGGCCCUCACCAAGCUCUCCCCUCCCAUCAUCCCCUUCAUGCCCCUUCUUCUCAAAGACAUGACCUUCAUCCAUGAGGGAAACCACACGUUGGUAGAGAAUCUCAUCAACUUUGAGAAGAUGAGAAUGAUGGCCAGAGCCGUGAGGAUGCUGCAUCACUGCCGAAGCCACAGCAAUGUGCCCCUCUCACCGCUCAGAAGCCGCGUCUCCCACCUCCACGAGGACAGCCAGGCAGCCAGGACAUCCACGUGCUCCGAGCAGUCGCUGAACACCCGGAGUCCAGCCAGCACCUGGGCUUAUGUCCAGCAGCUGAAGGUCAUCGACAACCAGCGGGAACUCUCCCGCCUGUCCCGGGAGCUGGAGCCAUGAGGAGGCUGGGGCCCGAGCGGGCACUUCCCGUCAGGAAAGCCAGGGCACGCCCGGGGCCAAGAGGCCCACAGGCUGGCCACAGCUGGGCAGGGCUCUCCGCAGAGUGGACUCAAGGCCCUGGAGCGGGCAGCGUGGAGGCAGCUGUCCCCUGUGAUGACGGGUGGCCAAGGAGGACCUCGGAAUGGAAUGAGCCGGGGCCCAAGGCCAAGGAAUGGGGGGCAGAGAGGCCCUGGAGUGGGUGGGAGAGCAGAGCAGGUGCUGGGACUCUGGGUUCAAUAGAGAGCUCUCCACACCAGGUUUUUCCCAGA
Molecule: messenger RNA, 3548 nt
Organism: Acinonyx jubatus (cheetah)
Lineage: Eukaryota; Metazoa; Chordata; Mammalia; Carnivora; Felidae
Gene: RAPGEF3
Product: Rap guanine nucleotide exchange factor 3
Exons: 28
Coding region: 382-3240 (952 amino acids)
Biological process (GO): Ras protein signal transduction; positive regulation of GTPase activity
Cellular component (GO): plasma membrane
Molecular function (GO): guanyl-nucleotide exchange factor activity
Source: RefSeq, a predicted model, not a curated record